GGUGUCGGCGUGAGUUUGGUUGUGAAUCAUAUAGCACCCGCCAGCCCCCUCCCUGGUAACAUUACCGAGGCUGAGCGUCCGAGUUGAGGCACCUGCGGCCGAACGGAUUAUUUCUUGAGAACUAUUUAUCUCAGUUUUGUUUUGUUUUGUUUUGUUUGCAGCUUCAAAAAUCCGCGGACAUGUUCAACAGUAAUCAUCUCAGGGAGUUUGAUGAGGAUCCGUUCUGGUCGGAUCCAUUCCGGGCUCACAGGGAUCAUAUGCGGCACAUGAUGCGGAGCUUCUCUGAGCCAUUCGGCGGGCCCUUGAUGCCCAGUAUAACAGAUGGUAGAAGCCGUGGUAGUGACGUUGCAGGGCACCCUAGCUCAUCCCUGGCGCUGAGGGACGAACACAGGGAUAUGAGCCGCUCAUUGUUACCCUUUGGCAGUUUUGAGAGCACGGACAUGAUGAGGAAUCCUUUCGGCAUGUUCGACAACGUGAUGUCCAAUGUUAGAAACAGGAUGGAGGAGAUGCACAGAAACUUUGAGAACAUGUCCACAGAUUCAAACGCCCACUCAUUCAGCUCCUCAUCAGUCAUGACAUAUUCCAAGGUUGGAAAUGAGCCUCCCAAGGUCUUCCAGGCAAGCACAUCGACGCGCCGUGCCCCUGGAGGGAUCAAGGAGACCCGGCGAGCACUUAAAGACUCCGAGAGCGGCCUCGAAAAGAUGGCCAUUGGUCACCACAUCCAGGACAGGGGACAUGUUGUUGAAAAGAAAUACAACAACAAAACAGGAGAGAAGGAGUUCAUCCAGGACUUUCAGAAUUUGGAUGAAUCUGAAGCCCAGUCAUUUGACGAUGAGUGGCAGCAGGAGUUGUCCAAAUUUCAGUCAUCCGGCCCCAUGUCUCACCUGGAGGAACCCCGACUCCGUGGUGCUCACCGUGCAGCCAUCACCGGCCCUGAGCAGGCUCACAGACACCAAUCAAAGGGCAACGCUAGGGGAAAUGUGAAAUUCUCAGGCUCAACAAAGCAGUAAAAACAUCAUUUGUUUGCUUAUUAAAGUAUUUGUUAGUACA
This is a messenger RNA of Acanthopagrus latus (yellowfin seabream), 1050 nucleotides long. It is a transcript of the gene mlf1, whose product is annotated as myeloid leukemia factor 1. NCBI's taxonomy places the organism in Eukaryota, Metazoa, Chordata, Actinopteri, Spariformes, Sparidae. The record is from RefSeq and is a predicted model, not a curated record. Bases 180 to 1010 code for a protein of 276 amino acids. The transcript has 8 exons. Gene Ontology annotation, cellular component: nucleus; cytoplasm. Gene Ontology annotation, biological process: regulation of DNA-templated transcription.